AUGCCAGUUCACAGAUCUCCGGAGGAGCAGCUGGCGGAAGUGCCGGCCCAGCAGUUCACCCGGAGGAACGUCCAAAGGAGCAUCCGCAACAAGCUGCGGACCCCGUGGGCCCUAGAGGAAUGUGCCUCCUCCCUGAGCAAACCCCGGGACCCCAGGAAGGCCUGCAGGAGGGUGGGCGUUCCCAUAGUGGCUACCAUCCUAACACUCCUGGUCAUUGUUGCUGCCGCCGUGGUCACCGACUUUCUUCCUGACCCCAUCCCCACUCCCCUAGUCAAGAUGGUUCUGGAUCACAACUACUUCCUCUGCCGAGACUCCUUCCACUUCAUCCCACUCCAGCAGCUGUGCGACAGGCGGCCUGACUGCUCUUCCGGAGAAGAUGAGCAGAAUUGCGUCCAGAGCGUCUCCGAAGGGCCCCCCGUAGGAGUCCGUCUCUCCAAGGACAGAUUCACGCUGCAGGUGCUAGACGCAACUUCGGGGGCCUGGUCGCUCGUCUGUUUUGACAACUUCACUUUGGCAUUAGCUAAGGUGGCCUGUCGCCAGAUGGGCUACACCAGUCAAACCGGUCACCCCUCUUUCGAGCCCGUGGGAGUUGGGCCUGAUCCAACCGUUGACAGCCUUGUGGUAACCGAGGGCGACCAUGGUCUCCAGGUUCCAGACCUUAGGGGCCCGUGUCCAUCCAGUUCCGUGGUCUCCCUCCACUGCAUGGUCUGCGGCGAGAACCUGCGGGCCCCACGGGUCGUGGGCGGGGAGCCGGCCGCAGAGGGGGUUUGGCCGUGGCAGGUCAGUGUCCAGCACCUAAAGCAGCACAGAUGUGGUGGCAGCAUCCUCAGCCCCCUCUGGAUCCUGACAGCUGCCCACUGCUUCAAGAACAACCCCGUAGUGACUCAGUGGCAAGUCGCAUUCGGCUCCAAUGUGCUGUCCGACUUCCCCGCCCGGGCGGUGGCCAAGAUCUUCAUCAUUGAGCUGAACAACACUUCCCCCAAGGAUGGGGACAUUGCUCUGGUCAAGCUGGAAACACCCCUCGUCCUGUCAGAUACGGUCAGACCCAUCUGCCUGCCCUUCUUUGAUGAAGAGCUGCCAGUAGCCACCCCGCUGUGGGUCACAGGUUGGGGGUACACGGAACAGGGUGGAGGAAAGAUGUCCAGCAACCUGCAGCAGGCCCUGAUCGAAGUCAUCGACAACAAGCGCUGCAACGCGGCAGACGCCUAUCAGGGCGACGUUACGGAAAAGAUGAUCUGCGCUGGCAUCAUCGGGGGCGGAGUGGACACUUGCCAGGGUGACAGCGGCGGACCCCUCAUGUACGAAGCGGAGAACUGGCAGGUGGUGGGCAUUGUCAGCUGGGGACACGGCUGCGGGGGGCCUAGCACCCCCGGGGUCUACACCAAAGUCCGGUCUUACCUCAACUGGAUCGCCACCGUCAGAAAGCAGCAUUCACACUCGGAGCCUCGGUGUGCCACCUCCACGCCCACCCUGCCUCCUGGCCCGGGGCAGCGCGGUGCCAGGCCUACCAUACUGUCCCGACCACUCCGUGACAAAAACUAUAAGCUGACCUCCAGCAUUCACACUAUCUAUGUCCUGACUAAAAAACCUCACUUCCUCAAAGAACGAGUUCGUUUAAACUCGUUCACCUUCGUGGUCACCGAUUAG
Tachyglossus aculeatus (Australian echidna) is the source of this 1647-nucleotide messenger RNA. It is a transcript of the gene TMPRSS4, whose product is annotated as transmembrane serine protease 4. NCBI's taxonomy places the organism in Eukaryota, Metazoa, Chordata, Mammalia, Monotremata, Tachyglossidae. Gene Ontology annotation, biological process: proteolysis. Gene Ontology annotation, molecular function: serine-type endopeptidase activity; protein binding. Bases 1 to 1647 code for a protein of 548 amino acids. The transcript has 13 exons. Gene Ontology annotation, cellular component: membrane. The record is from RefSeq and is a predicted model, not a curated record.